Zootoca vivipara (common lizard) is the source of this 2882-nucleotide messenger RNA. RefSeq lists its product as uncharacterized. Gene Ontology annotation, molecular function: DNA-binding transcription factor activity; DNA binding. Gene Ontology annotation, biological process: regulation of DNA-templated transcription; circadian rhythm. Lineage: Eukaryota; Metazoa; Chordata; Lepidosauria; Squamata; Lacertidae. The record is from RefSeq and is a predicted model, not a curated record. Gene Ontology annotation, cellular component: nucleus.
UCGCGACUCGGGCCGGAGCUGCUGCUGCUGCGGCCGCCGCUGCUCCAGACACCGGCGCGGGACGCUCCCUCCAGCGCACGAGCAGAAGCGAGCAGGCCGGGGAGCCACGCGAAGGCCCCAGGGGGACGUUCCUGCACCUCGCCCCGGUUGCGCGCGUCUCUCCGCCCGACCCUCCCGGCUGCGUCGAGACUUUGAGGGAAUGGACCUGCCCCUGGAGGACCCUCCAGCCCAGCCUCAACCGGAGCUUCCACAGCCGCUUCCACCAGCCCAGGUGUGUGAGCUGCGCACUGCGGUGUCUUGCUUUGCUGAGGAGACUGUCUCGCUGCUCUCGGUCAACGGCCUGCUAAGCCACUCCCUGCUCAGAACAGGAGGCAACGCUGGGCCGCAGCAAAGGGAGCCAGGGGGCUCCUCCAGCACGGCCCGGCGCAAGCGGGAAUUCACCCCGGACGACAAGAAAGAUGACGGCUACUGGGACAAGAGGAAGAAGAACAACGAGGCGGCCAAGCGCUCUCGGGAGAAGCGGCGGGUCAGCGACCUGGCGCUGGAGGGCCGGGUGCUGGCGCUGCUGGAGGAGAACGCCCGCCUCAAGGCGGAGCUCCUGGCCCUCAAGUUCCGCUUUGGCUUGAUUCGGGAUCCGGCUGAGCCUCACCAGCCCGUGAUUGCUCUUGCCACCGAGAUCCACCACCCACCAGCCCCACCCCAGCACUACCCUGUGGCUCCUGACGCAGCACCCCACUAUGCUUGCCCUUUCCGCCCAGAGCCAGCCACCAGCUCUGAGGAUUCUGGCUUCUCCACGCCAGGCAGUUCCAGCAUGGGCAGCCCUGUCUUUUUCGAGGAGCGCGACAGGGCAGAGGAAGGGGUUGCCUACGACGGGCACUGCCUGGUGCCCGAUGCCCCGAGCGAGGGAGCUGACGUGGGUCGGGUUGGCCGUUAUGAGUCCGGGGAGAGUGUCAAAGGCCUCCCCCACAAGCUGCGCUUCAAAAUGGCCGGGGGGGCAGAGGAGACAGGCGGGGAGCAAUCUGGACCUUACACGUCAUCUCCACCGGUAGGAACCUGGAGGGCCCCAGCUGCACGGGAGGAGCAGAGGAAUGUCGCCGGCCCUGUGGGCACAAUGGCCUUUGAGAAUUGCUGUGAGGUGGAGGCUCCCGGCGCCCAGCUGCCCGCCCCGCUGGGGCCUGAGUACCAGGCGGAAAACAGCACCUUGCGAAACCAGCUGGCAUCACUUUCAGCUGAAGUGGCUCAGCUGAAAAAGCUCUUCGCUGAACAGAUCCUGAUCAAGAUGAACUGAGCUGGGGGUGGGCGGAGUGCAAGACUGAAGGGUGGCAUCGUAGGGGUUAAUCUCCCCCUCCCCAUCUCCAGAACUAUAUAUAUAUAUAAAUGGGUAUUCUGUGUUUGUAUAGAAUUUGGCCCUGUGUGGUCAGUUUUCAUCUGUUUAAAUUAAUUCAAGCAACAGCCAACAGCCCUCCUUUAGAAUAUGUGUUCCUCAUCGCCGUGGCCCUGUCUUAGUGACUUUCAAAUUUCCUUACGUUCAGGGAACCUUUAUCUUCUAGCUGCAUGACCUUCUCUUGUCCCCAUCCCUUGUGCAUUUCGGAAGAUUCUGGGAGGUGUUUUUAGGUGACGAACACUCAGCUUUUGGGCAGCAAAUGCCCGUUCUGUGUUGAGGAAGUUCGAGGGGGGCGGGACAUGGCCAUCGGUCCUUCCAAGAAUUUCAUCAGCCACUUGCCUGUCUUUUUAUUUGAGGGACCUCAACAAGCUUCCAGGGUUCUGGAGAACAGUUUGGGAGACAAGCAUGAGAAUGACCACCCCAGUGCAUCUUAUCUAGUUCUGACUCCCUAGUUGUUUCCUCAACCACAAUGGGGAUCUCAUCUGGACCGUACGCUUCAAAAGAAUCCUGGGAACCGGAAGAGGGAUAAUAAUAAUAUUCCUUCCAACAGAAAAAUAAAACACAGUAAUCUAUUAAACAUUAAAAGCCUCCCUGAACAGGGCUGCCUUCAGAUGUCUUCUAAAAGUCUGGUACUGUAGUUGUUUUCCUCUUUGACAUCUGUUGGGAGGGCGUUCCACAGGGCAGGCGCCACCACCGAGAAGGCCCUCUGUUAAACCACUUGGGGAAUUGUAGAUCUGCUUUAAGCGAUUAGUGCACCCCUGUUUGGUGGUGGUGGUGGUUUUUGCUAGGUUGGAAAACUGAAGUAGACCAGGUGAGUUCCCAGAUGUCUGUGGGUGUUGAUAUCCCUUUCAGAAACUGCCAGCCCAAGAACCUGACCUGGUGAACGAAUGAGAGGAAAUGGGCUGAAAGCCUGGGGUGAAGGAGAGGCAUCCGCUGGGACAACAAUUCCAUUCCUUGUACCUUUCCUUGCCUCUUUCAUUUCUUCCCCUAGUGCCGCCUGGAAGCCAAACCCUCUGACCACCCUUACUGUGGACACUUUGCGAUGGAGGACAGGCACUUUGCACAUGCUUAAAACAGCUCUCCUUUUGAUUCUUUGGUCAUGCUUCAGUGUGGAACCCUGCCACUGAGAACGUUCAGAUUUCGGUUGAUUUUAACCGUCUACUUUCUAAACUAAUCAUUUUGGUGAUUUAAAUAAAUCUGUGUAUUGCCAUGAUCUAAUAAUGAGCUCGGGUUUUUUUUCUUUUUUUGAGAAAAAACGCAACUUUUAAAAAUAAGCAAAAGUUACCACACAUCUAUAGAAGGGAAGACUCUUGCUUUUUCAUUCCUUGUCGCAGCAAACGCCAGAAUCAAAAGAGGCUCCUGAAAUAAACAUAACAGGAAAGAAGCAUAAGAACUCGUGGCCUUCCUGAGGCCUAUUGGCCCCUGCCAACCUAAAUAUUUCCCUCAGUAUUCUGAAAAAGUAAUAUUCAGAAGUGUGUGGGGGGGGGUGCACGCUCAG